Messenger RNA from Bipolaris oryzae ATCC 44560, 732 nucleotides. RefSeq lists its product as uncharacterized. The coding region runs from base 1 to 732 and encodes 243 amino acids. The transcript has a single exon. The record is from RefSeq and is a predicted model, not a curated record. NCBI's taxonomy places the organism in Eukaryota, Fungi, Ascomycota, Dothideomycetes, Pleosporales, Pleosporaceae.
AUGAGAAACCAACACCAAGAAGAGCAAUGUUCACAGUCGAUGGCAUAUGCCAUGCAGCCCCACAGUGGCUUCUCGAGCAACCCGCCUCUUACCAGCCUGCCCCGCACUAAUAUCCCGCGAUCCCAAAACCCGUACGCAUACGCGGGUUCUUACGGACUAGACCCCGGGCUAAUGAACCUCAACUAUCGAUCGAUGACACCUGCCUUGAACAACAGUAUGCCUCUGGGUGUACAAGCUUCGCAUAGCUUUGAAGGACAGGGACCGCCAAAUAGUGGCUAUUAUCAACCCAGUAACAGCCCUGCGCAUCCUCAAAGUAAUAGACAUUGCCAGACUGCCCAACAAGGACAACAGCGUGGUGGUCUUGUUAAUCCGCACAACUUGGGACGAACGAGGAACAGACGGCCAUCUCAGUCGUCCUCGCUGAAUUCCGAAGAAGGUCAGAGCCAAAGGGAGUUUCAUUUUCCUCCUCUUCAAGAAUCUUCACACGAAGCGCAGUCAGAGGGUAUUCGUAGCGGUGCUUCCCAGCUCCAUCGCAGUUGCGCGGCAAACAUACACGAUGGUCAGUCCUUCGAAGUUCCACCUUUGCCGGAAAAUCAUAAGCAACGUAUUGCGGAUGAGCAGGUUCGCUUCGAGAGGUGUGUUUCUGGUUCCAUAUCUGGCAACCCAACGAGAUCGCGUACCUGUCUUGAUGCUCCGUCACCAGACUUGAAUUCGCCUCAGCGCCCUCAAUAA